Phyllostomus discolor (pale spear-nosed bat) is the source of this 4165-nucleotide messenger RNA. It is a transcript of the gene ARHGAP45, whose product is annotated as Rho GTPase activating protein 45. Gene Ontology annotation, cellular component: membrane. The record is from RefSeq and is a predicted model, not a curated record. Gene Ontology annotation, biological process: activation of GTPase activity; signal transduction. Gene Ontology annotation, molecular function: GTPase activator activity. Lineage: Eukaryota; Metazoa; Chordata; Mammalia; Chiroptera; Phyllostomidae.
AGCCCACUCUGUGGAGUGGCAGGCUGAGGCAUCGGAGGGUUGGGGUGUGGGUCUGCGUCACCACCUCCGGAGGCCUUUUCCUGUGGGGGGAGGGCCCGCCAAUGAGGGCUGAGCCUGUCACGUGGGCCUGACAGCUGGGGAGGGGGUGGCUGGUGACUAUGUGGUCCUGAGGUGGUCAGCUCCUGGAGCUGCAUCGCUGAGACCCCCCUGGCCUGCUCUACCUCAGCCUGCCUGCCUGGGCAGCUCUGCUGGCCCCACCAUGUUCUCCAGGAAGAAGCGCGAACUCAUGAAAACCCCUUCCAUCUCGAAAAAGAACCGGGCGGGAAGCCCCAGCCCACAGCCCUCUGGGGAGCUGCCCAGGAAAGAUGGGGCUGAAGCUGUGUACCUGGGGCCCACCCUGGACCCACUGAGUGUGGCCUCCAAUGCCAAGGCCACAGGCACACUCAAGAGGCCCACGAGCCUGAGCCGCCAUGCCAGUGCUGCCGGCUUCCCUCUGUCUGGGGCCAGUUCCUGGACUCUAGGCCGGGGCCACCGAAGCCCACUGACCGCAGCCAGCCCUGCCGAACCCCCUAUCGAGGGGCCCUGCCCCGACGCCGUGGAGGACAUCUCCCACCUCCUGAUGGACGUGGCCCGCUUUGCCGAGGGCCUAGAGAAGCUCAAGGACUGUGUUCUGUGUGACGACUUCCUUGAGGCCCGCCGGCCCAUGGCCCACGAGUCCCUGGGCGAGGCCCUACGAGUGAUGCGCCAGGUCAUCUGCAAGUACCCACUGCUGAACACCGUGGAGACACUCACAGCUGCUGGCACCCUCAUUGCCAAGGUCAAAGCCUUCCAUUAUGAAUGCAACAAUGAGGCAGACAAGCAGGAGUUUGAGAAGGCCUUGGAGACCAUGGCCGUCUCCUUCAGCAGCACUGUGUCUGAGUUCCUCAUGGGCGAAGUGGACUGCAGCACUCUCCUGUCAGUGCCCCCUGGGGACCCGAGCCAGUCCAUGGAGAACCUGUAUGGACAGGGGAAUGAGGGUGGUCCCCCCAGCGCUGAGGACUGUGAGACAGGCUGCCCGCUACCCGAGGAGGUGGACAUGCUGCUACAGCGCUGUGAGGGAGGCGUAGAUGUGGCCCUGAACUAUGCCAAGAACAUGGCCAAGUACAUGAAAGACCUCAUUGGCUACUUGGAGAAGCGGACUGUACUGGAGAUGGACUUUGCCAAAGGCCUGCAGAAGAUUGUCCACAACUGCAGACAGAGUGUCACGCAGGAGCCCCACAUGCCCCUCCUGUCCAUCUACUCGCUGGCCCUGGAGCAGGACCUGGAGUUUGGCCACGGCAUGGUGCAGGCAGCAAGCACGCUGCAAACCCAGACCUUCAUGCAGCCCCUGAAUCUUCGGCGACUUGAGCACGAGAAGCGCAGGAAGGAGAUCAAGGAGUCCUGGCACCGUGCCCAGAGGAAGCUGCAAGAGGCAGAGUCCAACCUUCGCAAGGCCAAACAGGGCUACAUGCAGCGCUGUGAGGACCACGACAAGGCCCGCCUGCUGGUAAACAAGGCGGAGGAGGAGCAGGCAGGAGCAGGGCCUGGGGCGGGGGGCACAGCCUCCAAGACCCUGGACAAGCGGCGGCGCUUGGAAGAGGAGGCCAAGAACAAGGCGGAGGAAGCCAUGGCCACAUACCGGACGUGUGUGGCGGAUGCUAAGACGCAGAAGCAGGAGCUGGAGGAUACCAAGGUGACGGCGCUCCGGCAGAUCCAGGAGGUCAUCCGGCAGAGCGACCAGACCAUCAAGUCGGCUACCAUCUCCUACUACCAGAUGAUGCACAUGCAGACGGCCCCGCUGCCCGUGCACUUCCAGAUGCUGUGUGAGAGCAGCAAGCUGUAUGACCCGGGCCAGCAGUACGCCUCCCAUGUGCGCCAGCUGCAGCGCGAUGAGGAGCCUGACGUGCACUAUGACUUUGAGCCCCACAUCCCUACAAACACCUGGUCCCCUGUCAUGCGCACCCGGAAAGGCAGCUUCAGUGUUGGCGAUGCUGCGGAGGCUGCCAGCAGCCCUCCAGAGGAAGGUAGCCCCAGCGAUGGGGUGAGAAGGGGUGGACGUGGACACCAGGUGCACAAGUCAUGGCCAAGCUCCAUCCCAGAUUCUGAUGGCAACCUGGACCCCAGCCCCGGCUCAGGGGACUUGAAGAAGUUUGAGCGGAUGUCGUCCAGUGGCACCAUGUCAUCCAGUGAGGAGCUGGUGGACCAGGAGGGCAGUGCAGGGGCGCCGUCAGCCUUUGAGCAGGCUGACCUCAAUGGCAUGGCCCCUGAGCUGCCAGUGGCCGUGCCCAGUGGGCCCUUCCGCCAUGUGGGGAUGUCCAAGGCAGCCCGCACUCACCGGCUCCGAAAACUCCGCUCGCCAGCCAAGUGCCGGGAGUGCAACAGCUAUGUCUACUUCCAGGGUGCUGAGUGCGAGGAGUGCUGCCUAGCCUGCCACAAGAAAUGUCUAGAGACUCUAGCCAUCCAGUGUGGACACAAGAAGCUUCAGGGCCGCCUGCAGCUCUUCGGCCAGGACUUCGGCCAGGCAGCCCAGGGCACUCCUGAUGGUGUGCCCUUCAUCAUUAAGAAGUGUGUCUGUGAGAUUGAGCGACGGGCGCUGCGCACAAAGGGCAUAUACCGGGUGAAUGGGGUGAAGACACGCGUGGAGAAGCUGUGCCAGGCCUUUGAGAAUGGCAAGGAGCUGGUGGAGCUGUCGCAGGCCUCACCCCAUGACAUCAGCAAUGUCCUCAAACUCUACCUGCGCCAGCUGCCGGAGCCACUCAUCUGCUUCCGCUUCUACCACGAGCUCAUGGGGCUGGCCAAGGACAGCCUGAAGGCAGAGGCUGAGGCAAAGGUCACAUCCCGGAGUUGUCCAGAAGUGGCCGAGCGCGAGGCUGUGGACGUGGCUAUGGUGGGCCGGCUGCGGGAGAUCCUGAGUGACCUGCCAUCUGAGAACCGGGCCUCACUGCAGUACCUGCUGCGGCAUCUGCGCAGGAUUGUAGAGGUGGAACAGGACAACAAGAUGACCCCCGGGAACCUGGGCAUUGUGUUUGGACCCACACUGCUGCGGCCUCGGCCCACCAAGGCCACCGUAUCCCUCUCCUCCCUGGUCGAUUACCCGCACCAAGCCCGCAUUGUGGAGACCCUCAUCACCCACUAUGGGGCGGUCUUUGAGGAGAAGCCCGAAGAGGAGGCUACGGGUCAGUACGGGAUGCCCAGCCAGCGGGCUGAGGUGCUGCUCCAGGUGCCCUACCCGGAGGCCAGUGAGGGGGCUGCCUUCCCCCUGCAGGAGGAGGCUGAGGAUGGGGGCCCAGACCUACCAGAAUCCCACGUCACCUCCAACGACUCUGACUCAGAGCUGGAGGAGGGCCCGGAGCUGCUGUCCUCAGAGGAGAGGAGUGCCCUGCACCGUCUCAGCUUCCUGGAGAAGCAGAGCAGUGAGGCCAGCGUGGAGGAGGCCCAGGACAGUGGCAGUGAAGAGCAGCUGGGGCCCUCCGCUGGGGAGGAUGGUGUAGAGGGGCUGUCCCAGUAUACCACCAACCAGUGCAACAAUGUAGCUGGAGGCCGACUGUCCGCCAUGAGGCACCGUGGUAGACAGGUCACAGUGGGCACUGGUUGGGAGAGGCAACCAGAAUUUGUCUGGCUGGGGCCAUGGCUGGGGGCCAAGCACCACCCCAUUCCUGGCUUCUGUCACCGUGGAUAUCCCUGGGACUGGCCACACUGUGCCAGGUUCUUUGCCCAGAGUGCCUAGGUUGCAGUGACCACUCGGUGGGAGGCCCCCCUGGCCCAUGGUGGUAAGGGCAUUGCUGGCUUCCCUUCCCACAAGCUUCUAGGAAUGUGGGUGAGUCCACAGUCCACCCCGUGCCUCCCCGCAUGACCGGCCUGGCUGAGCCAGGGACUCUGCUCUCAGGAAUCACCGUGGGGCUGUGAGGACAGAGGAACCCCGAGUGGCCCCUGCCCUCUGCUCAAGGCUGACCCCUCUUCGGACCUGUCCUGAGCUGUGUAUGACCUCUGGUUGCCAGGCUGCGGAAGGCCACUCUGGCAGCCGGACGGACGGCAGGGGCCAGGCGGCAGAACUGGGUUUGGACACCUGGGGUUUAGGUACAUGGUGGGGUUUCUCCCUCACAUGCAUGUAUUUUGCUUAAAAUAAAGUUUGUUAAUCUGAGUGGCA